Kalmanozyma brasiliensis GHG001 is the source of this 3729-nucleotide messenger RNA. RefSeq lists its product as uncharacterized. The record is from RefSeq and is a predicted model, not a curated record. NCBI's taxonomy places the organism in Eukaryota, Fungi, Basidiomycota, Ustilaginomycetes, Ustilaginales. The coding region runs from base 1 to 3729 and encodes 1242 amino acids. Gene Ontology annotation, molecular function: zinc ion binding; DNA binding; DNA-binding transcription factor activity, RNA polymerase II-specific. The transcript has a single exon. Gene Ontology annotation, biological process: regulation of DNA-templated transcription; DNA-templated transcription.
AUGACCUCGUCCGCCAUGAUGGCUGCUGCCGAGACGCUGGCCUCCGUCGCGUCCGCCGGUCCCUCCACACCAGCACAAGAGAAAGCUUCCUCCAAGCUACAUCGCAGAAAGUCGGAUGCAUCCACUUCGGGAUCAGAACCAAAGAAGAGGACGCGCCCCGUCAGCGCCUGCGAGGCAUGUCGUGCCAAAAAGGUGCGCUGCCUUCUCUCGCCUGACGCUCCCGUCUGUCAGAACUGCCUCGCAUCCGGCAAGCAGUGUCUCUUCCGAGUCGACGACCUCGCGCCCGCACUCAGAGCUGCACGCUUUGCUCACUGUGGUCCUCCUAGCGCUAACGCAAGAACAAUCGCCUCCAAAAAGAGCUCCAAAGCUGCAUCCCGCAAGUCGAUGGACGGCAUCGACGAAGAAGACAGACCCUCACCUCCGAAACGCAAAAAGUCCGAAGACGACCGUGGCUCUUCGGAUGCCAUUCACAAGGAAGAAGAUGCCGAUGUCGAUAUGUCCUCCAAUGGUAAGCCCAAAGCAAAAGCUGUCUUUCGCUCCUUUGCCAAUCCCACCAAUCUCGCCGCGCCGCUACCCGUUCCAGUCACGCCUAUGUCGGCCGCGUCCUCGGUCCCUCCAUCUUCCAUGAUGGCAUCACCACCUCACAAAGGCCCACAUCCACCAUUGCCCAGAAUGGUCUCCUCCUCUUCUGCAGCAUCCAGACGCUACUCAGAGACUGGUUCUGCCAACAAUGAUGUCUAUGACCGAGGCUUUGUCAACUCCGGUCCGUCUGCGCCUGGAUAUUCAAAACACAGACACAGCCAUCCUGCCGUCAUCGACCCACAAGGUGCCCCCUUCCAGACCUUUGCCCACCCCAACGACUUUUCUCAUUAUAGCCAUCCCGUCGCGAUCCCACCAGGAUCUGGCCCCAGCCCAGCAAGCGCAAGCUCAAUGUUUUUGCAGCAUCAAUCUCCCACGGAUGGCAGCGCCCUGUCAAACCGGUCAGGUCGUUUGAAUACAGUGUAUGCCGCUCCCAAACCGAUCAGCGCUCCUCACGUCGACGAAACGCGCCCCCGACGCAAGACGUCCGAUAUCAGUGCACGAAGGCAGCCGGGUCCACCUGUGGAUCCCAUGUCCUUGGAGUACUACGGUCACCCCUCGGAUCCAGCCUCCUCGAACAACAUGGAUGCGUCCGACCGACCCCUCAUGGAUCAUCGCAGCUCGAGUCAUGCAAGCGAGCCACCUCGUCGCGACAUGUCGACCGAACUUCGCGAUGGAAUUGAGCGAUGGCAACGCAGCGGGGCUGCGAGACCAGGCGAUGAGCGCGAAUACAUCGCAAUCAAGGAGGAGCCAGUGGCGCAACCGCGACCCAAGAUCGUCCUUCCCUUCUUUCGUUGGUUUGGCACCACCGCCAACACUCCUGGCUACCGGAAGAUCAAAGUGGGUGUAUUGCAAGACUCGGAGGUGCCAGGUACGGACGAGCUGGCACCAGCGCUGGAAGCUGACAAUGCUUCGGACGGUCGGGCGGCAUUUGGUUUCACAAUCCGAGACGACGAUGACUCACGCACGCCAGGCAAGCCUCGGGAUGAUUCCGUGCUGUCGCCACAUCCGGCGCAGCUUUCAAGCCCGGGGCAACGACCCGAUCACAAGGCUUCUUCAUCCGUCACCCGUGACCUCUUCGAGAUCAAUCGUCCACGAUACCCCAGGAAAGACAUCCUCGAGCAUCUCGUGUCUCUGUUCCUUACGCACUUCAAGCCUUCUUGGUGUCCUUGGAUGGAGGCCGACGAGCUCAAGAACAGCGCCCAGAACGGAUCCAUGCCUGCCAUUCUCGCCAACGCUGUCUGCGCGGUCGCUGCUCGCUUUUCCGAUCGUCCCGAGCUACGAAAGGCACCACGCAAGUCCUCGGGCGACCCCUUCAGCGAAAUGGCCAAGAUCCUCAUCAUUCCACUCUUGUCAUUUCCGUCGAUCGAGGUCAUCGAGGCGCUCAUUUUGCUGAGCUAUGCCGAAUUCGCAGCUGGCAGCGACUCGGGCCUCUGGAUGUACGUCGGCAUGGCACUGAGAAUGGCUCAAGAUCUUGGCCUGCAGCACGAGGUCAGCAUCCAAAGCAUUCCCAUCGAAAAGCAUCAGGAAAAGGCACGGCUGCUGUUCUGGGCCGUCAUCGGACUCGACCGCAUCACCACGUUCGGCACGGGCCGUCCGGUUUCGAUUCGAGAGACCGAGAUCGACACUGAGCUGCCCAAGCUAGGCGCCUCCAGCGAUAUGAAGGACGAGACGGUGGUGUUUGGCCACGUGGUUCGGAUCCUCAUGCUCCGAGGACGCAUGGGCGAGCUACUCAACCGGCGCGAGAAAGAAGAAUCGCAGAUCUCGGCGGAGACCACCAAGCGCGACCUGACUCGCAUGUGGUUCGAGCUCGCUCAGAGCUACUCGGAGCUGCCUUCGAACCUUCACUUCAACGUGCAGACCUUCCAGCAGAGUGCGGCGCAUCACCAGAGCCCGGGCUUUGUCUACUUGCACGUGCUCUUCCAGUCCACCAUUGGACUGCUGGACCGUCCGGCGCUGAUGAAGAAGUUCACGGCAGACUCGGCUCCUCUGCUGCCAUCCUUUGCACCAGCAGCGAGUGCAGCUGCGUCCAGGACGAUCGCGGACAUUCUCACGCUCGGCGAUGCCUUUGACGAUCGAUGCAUCACCGCCUCUCCGUACCUCGACCAGCUGGUGUUGCCCGCAGGUCGAUCGUUCGUUGCAGAGAGGGAAGCGGCGCGAGGUGCCUUGCGGAGCAUGGGACAUGGAACAACACCUGCGCCGUCGAGACCACCUUCGCGUGGCGCCGGUUCGCAGCAACAGAGUCGCACCAGCCACCUCGUCUCGACCAAAUCGUACGCUGAGAUCAACCUCGGUGCCUGCCAGCGCAUCUUGCAAAAGCUGCAGCAGUACUGGGCUGGAGCGUCCUGGCCGCUGCGAGCUCUGGAGCAAGAGGCUGCUGGGAAUGGUGGCGAGAUCGACCCGCAGGCGUCGGACGAGGAUGCCCAGAGCGCACCAAUCCGUGAUAUCGAGAUGGUGCUCAAAUGGGCCAAGUCUCGCAUUCGAAGCAAAAAGCGAUUGGCGCGGUCGUCGCAUGUCACACCAAAGGCGGAUGCGAUGACGCUGUCCGAGUCGAUGGAAGGCAUUAACGGGAUCCUGACGGGCAACACUGGAUCCGACGAGUUUGCGUCGACGCACAGCGGCGACUCGCCAUUUGGGCUCGGUAUCUCUGCCGGCCUGACGUUCGACAUCGACGCGCUGAUGGGCAGUUGGCAGAUGGAUCACUUCGAUCCCAUGUCGAGCUUCCAUGCGCCCAUGGCCGUGUCGCAGUACAACGACGGCAACCAGCAGCAGCAAGUAAGCGGUCACACCCCGUACCCAGCCUCCGGUCAGACGCCAGUCCCCACCUUCACCGGCCCGCCAAUCUAUCCUUCGCCUGGCCGCCGCUCCUCCCUCAGCACCCACCUCCACCCGUCAUCAGCCGUCGUCCUCUCCCCACACCGCGGUCACAGUCGCAAUUCUUCGCUGCACAACCCCGCCAACCCAAUGUCCCUCACCGCCUACCACCCACCCACACCGGGUCAGCUGGACACAUCCUCCUUCGCCAUCGCCGAGUUUUUUUCGCACGACCAGAGCGUCUGGCCCCUCAGCAUCCAGAACGAGGACAUCGACCAGGAGGCGGUGAAUCUGAUUGCGAGCGCUAUGCAGUUGCCCAGCUAUUCCGGGCCGUGA